GUCCUCAUUGACAAGUCAGAACAAUGGUGAGCUCCCCGCCGGCGCAUGGCGGCACACUGAACCAAGCCUGCAAUGUUGCUCUCAUCGAAACGGACACAGAUGGAUAGUCUCGUUCAACCACUUGUUGCCCAGUAUCUCGCUAUGGGCUGCCAAUCCAAAGAAAAUGGACAAAAUGAAAAUGUGGGAUCGAAUGGAAAGGAAAAAGGACAUUCACGGCUCUGUCCGGGACCGGGAUGUGGCUCCAGGUCUAAGGUCUGUCCGCCGGUGCCUGCCCGGCCUCAGCGGUUCAACAGGCCCAACCUGGCCCAGAUGACCCAGGGCAAGGUCAUGAUGUCUCUGCCGGGACACUUCACAAAGGGGGCCAGCUGGGAGGAGCUGAUCCAGGCCUGUAUCCAGUCCUUUGAUGCAGAGGGCUGUGUGUAUGGGAGCAGUCACCUGAUGAACAUCACCCUGACCAUGCACCGACUCCUCAUGUCCUCCAGUGACCUCCUGGAGAAACUCACCUCCCUAUUUAAAAGCACCCUGGAGAAUGAGCAGUCCACAGAAUGUGAGAGGAUCUGCUACUUCAUCAGGUAUUGGAUCCAGGAGUUCUGGACAAUGUUCCGGUUGCACAGCAGCCUGUCAGACUCCAUGGAGCAGUUCCAGGAUCUGAUCAGAGAUCAGGGCCAGGAGAGGCUGUGCCCUCUGUUGCAGACUAAAUGGAUAAAUGACAGGCACUGGUCUCAGAAGCCCAGUCAGAGGAUCAAGGCUAGCAGAAGUAAGAAGAGGAAAGUGUCUCUGCUGUUUGAUCACCUGGAGCCCAUUGAGCUGGCUGAGCACCUCACCUACCUGGAGUUCAAGUCCUUCUGUAGAAUAUCAUUUGUAGACUACCAGAACUACAUCCGCAGCUGCUGCAUGAAGGACAACCCCAUGAUGGAACGUUCCAUUACAUUGUGUAAUGGUAUCUCCCAGUGGGUGCAGCUCAUGGUUCUGAGUCGGCCUACAGCUCAGCUGAGAGCAGAGGUCUUCACCAAGUUCAUCCAUGUGGCUCAGAGCCUCCAUAUUAUGCACAACUUCAACACACUAAUGGCUGUGGUGGGGGGCCUGUGCCACAGCUCCAUCUCCAGACUUAAAGAGACCAGUUCACAUGUGUCCCACGAGGUCACCAAGGUGCUGAAUGAGAUGACAGACCUCCUGUCCUCCUGUAGGAACUAUGACAACUACCGUCAGGUGUACAGCAGGUGUGCAGGCUUUAAGAUCCCCAUCCUGGGAGUCCACCUCAAGGAUCUGAUCUCAGUCAAUGAGGCCAUGUCGGACUACGUAGAGGACAACAAGGUGAAUGUUCAGAAGCUCCAGGCUCUGUACAACCACAUCAACGAGCUGAUCCAGCUACAGCAGAUCACCCCACAGCUCGACGCCAACAAAGACCUGGUCCACCUUCUCACGCUGUCCCUGGACCUCUACUACACAGAGGAUGAGAUUUAUGAGCUGUCUUAUACCAGGGAGCCAAAGAACAGCAAAGCACCCCCAGCCACCCCCUCUAGACCUCCAGUGGUUGUGAACUGGGCAUCAGGCGUACCCCCAAAACCUGACCCCAAAACCAUUAGCAAACAUGUGCAAAGAAUGGUGGAUUCCGUGUUUAAAAACUAUGACCAUGAUGAGAAUGGCUUCAUCUCUCAAGAGGACUUUGAGAAAAUUGCUGCUAGCUUUCCAUUCUCCUUCUGUGUCAUGGACAAAGAGAAGGAAGGCCUAAUCAGCAGAGAGGAGAUCACAGCCUAUUUCAUGCGUGCUAGUGUCAUCUGUUCCAAACUGGGUCUUGGCUUUGUCCACAACUUUCAGGAGACCACCUACAUGAAGCCCACCUUCUGUGACAACUGCUCGGGAUUCUUGUGGGGCGUCAUAAAACAAGGCUAUAGAUGCAGAGACUGUGGGAUGAACUGCCAUAGGCUAUGUAAGGAUCAGGUGGCGUUUGAGUGUAAGAAGAAUGCCAAAGGCAGCAGCACCUCUGAAGGUCCACUAACACCAGGGUCCACACCCGGCACAACAGGUGGCCCGGAAGGCUCAGAAGAGGGACCUUUCCCGUACCACUCAGAGGAAUGUAGAGACUGGAGCCUUGUCUCUCCGGCCCCCUCCCAUCUGAGGCUCCCCCCUGGGCUGGCCAUGCCUGUGGGAGUCCAUCGCAGCACCCAGACAGAGGGCCCCCCCGCCCCUGCCCCCCCUCCAGAGCCCAGUCAGCUGCAGCCAGUACAGCCCUCUCUCCUGGCCCCUGUACCCUCCUCUCUCUUGGCCCCCGUACCCCUCUCCCUCACCCCAUGCCCCAGCCCAGUGCCCCAACGCAAACAACGGGCCUACGUCAAGUGGGAGAACAGAGCCUCUACAGUGCUAAAGCCCAGGGAGCCGGACGAAGACAACAAACCCACCUAUGAUACUUUGGAAAUGGAGAACCAGAAGCUUCAGAAGAACAACGAGACGCUGCGUAAGAAGCUGAGGGAGACGCAGCACGAGGUAGAGAUCCUGCAGACACUCCUAAAGAGGCACGCCCUUCACUCCGUGGUGGAGGAUUCCUCCUCCUCCUCCUCCUCCUCCUCCUAGCAGGAACACCCCUCAGCAGGUCAGACACACCCACUCUAUGACAUCACAGGUGAUGCCCAGGCCUCUGUCUCCAGAGCCACUGACAGUACUGUAUGUCUUGGAGGACCCUAGUGCCACACAGUCGAGAAUAUACACAGAGGGACCUAAAACUCCCUGUGAGGAGACGCUGUUACUCACAUUGUGGCAUGCCAUGAUUACCUCACAGUACGGCACAUACAGCCACUGUUAACACCAGUUGCAGCCAAUCACAGCCAAAACAGGGCUAUGAGGCAUAGCCAAUGAAAGUACCGUCCUGAAUAGGACACAGACAAUCAAAGUACAGUACCAGCCAUUAUGGAACAUAGCCAAAACAUAUCCAAUCAGUGUGCCAUCGGCUUUGGGACUCUGACAAUCAGAAUACCACACAGUAUGGCAGAAAGGCCAGGACAUUGCAGAAGUUCAUUCAGGUGUACUGUGUAGUUAUUGUCCUGUCUUAGGUAAUAUCAAGGUUGCAUAUUGUAUGCAACAUGUAAAUCCAUGUGAUUUCAAUGUUACUGUCCAUAUUUAUUGUUAAAACACUACAAAACUCGUGAGUUAAUGUCAAUCAUUGAGGAAAAGAUAAGCAGAGUUCAGAUUUUUUAUACAGGUAGAUGUAGACAAAUAAUUGUUCUUAUUUAGGUGCAAGACAUUUUAGCGAAAGAAUACAUUCAACCACAGUUUUAUCAUGUAUAUUUCAUCAGCUCAGUGUUGUCCAUAGUAGCAAUUAACAUAAUAUUAGAUGUUUCACCAAUGACAUACCAUGUAAAUACCCUAAGCAUAUGAUAUAUUGUGGUGCCAUCAUACUAGUAUUUUCUCUCAAGAUGUCCUCUCUCAGUAUUGCUGUCAUAAUGAAUGUUAUAAUAAAGACAUAUUCUCUA
Molecule: messenger RNA, 3467 nt
Organism: Coregonus clupeaformis (lake whitefish)
Lineage: Eukaryota; Metazoa; Chordata; Actinopteri; Salmoniformes; Salmonidae
Product: RAS guanyl-releasing protein 1
Exons: 17
Coding region: 73-2571 (832 amino acids)
Biological process (GO): Ras protein signal transduction; positive regulation of GTPase activity
Cellular component (GO): plasma membrane
Molecular function (GO): guanyl-nucleotide exchange factor activity; calcium ion binding
Source: RefSeq, a predicted model, not a curated record